CGUGCCUCUGGACACAAGACACCUUAGGACGAUCUUUUAAAUUUAAGGUGGAUCUCUUUAAUCAACAUACAACUGAUGUCCCAUAUAUAACUCCCACUAGGAGACUGGAGGGUGUUAUCUCUCCACAAAUUUACCAAAUUGGACCGUACGCUAUAAAGAAUACAGGUCAGCAACAGGUAAUCUUUAAUCCAACAUGGUCCCUUAAACGAGUGAUGUUAUUAUUGCAGACUAAUGUUUCAACUAUCAAACCAGAUUGUGCAUUGUUUUUAGGCAUGUCAUAUGCUGGAUGGUCAGCAUGGCUUCAUCGACAGGCAUUUGAUACAGCUAGAAGAAUAAGAAGAGAUGUUUCUGGUAUUCUGGGAACAGGUUUAGGAGUCUUAAAUAGUAUAGAUACUGAAAUACUCAUGAGUAAAUUGAAUACCAUUACAAGUAAUAUACAUAAACUACAACAUCCUCUACAGUCGUCCCUAUUGACUUUAGGAACAAGUCAAUGGCUUUUAUCAGAUGUAUUACCGCAAUGGGAAAGGAUAAAUAGAAAAGAUCAUCAGCUGAUUAUGGAUGCGCUUUCAGCAGUCCAAGGUAACACCUCUUUAGCCCUCAGUUGCAUCCAGGCCCAGAUGUGGAUGCAAUUUAUAGCAGCAACAAUCGUGAGAGAAGGUGAGGAUGGCACUAUACCCACUGAAAUUAGAAAAGUAAUUUGGGACAAUGCAAAUAGAUUUGAAAGGAAGUUUCAAUCAUGGUGGCAUUUAGUUAACUUCACCUAUGACCCUGUCACCAAUUAUGCCAUGGCUCUUGUUUUGACGAUAAGUAAUGCUUCAGUAUACACGAUUUAUCCAAUCGUAGCUCUAGGAUUAAAUCAUGAUGAGACUACUCUGUAUCCAAUUGAACAUCGGAUAUGGGCUCUUCAAAAGAAUGAGAAAUGGCGAACUGUGGACGUUAGUUCAUGUGCCAUGCAAGAACAACGAGGAUUUAUUUGUGAAAGUAAUACAUUUGAGACUCAAGAUAUCUGUCUUGACACUGAACAAAAUAUCUGCCACUUUGAGGUCCAACCUGGUAGGAUGUUCAAAUCAAUGCUUGUAUAUAUUGGAAAAGGAUGUGCUUGCAUUAGAACUCAUUGCAACUCCAUACAAAUAGGGGAUAUGAUUGUGGAUACUACCAAUCAUUCAAAUCUUUGUGUUUGUAAUUUUAUUAAUAUUUUAGGAUGUGAUUUUAACUAUACAGUUCCUGUUAUUUCAUAUCAGCUUCUGCAGUCCAACUACACUCUGAUCAAAGAUUUGCGUCCAGUGCUAAUUGGGAUGAACCUCGCCUUAGUAAGGAAGCUUCUACAACAUGAUGAUCUGCAUCGACUAUUAAAUCGUAUCAAAGAUAACGGACAAAAGACCUUAAUCACCAUUCAUCAUGACGUGAAAGAGAUACAUCGUGUCUUGGAGAGAGUGAUGAAGGCUGGAGAACAUCACUGGUGGGAGGUUCUUUUUGGUUGGUCUCCCACAGCAACGGGAAUCUUUAAUUUUUUACUGCAUCCGGUAGUUGUUAUGUUAGGUUUAAUAUUAUUAUGCUUAGUUCUUAUAGUUAUAAUAUACAAAGACAUGGCACUUGCUAAAGCAAGUGUCCCAGCUUGA
Centrocercus urophasianus (Greater sage-grouse) is the source of this 1619-nucleotide messenger RNA. RefSeq lists its product as uncharacterized. The record is from RefSeq and is a predicted model, not a curated record. NCBI's taxonomy places the organism in Eukaryota, Metazoa, Chordata, Aves, Galliformes, Phasianidae.